Messenger RNA from Drosophila sulfurigaster albostrigata, 4002 nucleotides. RefSeq lists its product as uncharacterized. The transcript is spliced from 8 exons. Gene Ontology annotation, biological process: extracellular matrix organization; cell adhesion. Bases 305 to 2197 code for a protein of 630 amino acids. Gene Ontology annotation, cellular component: extracellular matrix. Gene Ontology annotation, molecular function: cell adhesion molecule binding. The record is from RefSeq and is a predicted model, not a curated record. Lineage: Eukaryota; Metazoa; Arthropoda; Insecta; Diptera; Drosophilidae.
CCCGCUUUGGACUCCCGGUUGAACGCUUAGCGCGCCCAGACUUGCAGUAUGAAACGGGAAUUGGUUCGGUACGGUUCGCUAAAUGGUCGCCAAAGCUUUUGGCAAUUAUGUAAAGUGUUUGAGGCAAAGAAUUUGCAAGUGAAAAUGAAUAAAAUCGUGGUACCAUAAGCAUUACGAAACUCAACAAAACUUGAAACUAAAACACUCCAGAGAAAAGAAAAGAGAGAGAGAGUGUGUGAAAACUCUUGAAAAGUGCUAACAAUUAAAAACAAUUUUCGCAACAAUAGACAAAACUAAAACUUGAAUGUCACACAAAAUGUUGCAAGUGCCGGCAGCAACAUUGUUGGUGUUGUUGUUGCUCAUACAGCUGGUGGCAGCAGCAGCAACAACCACUGGCGACAGUGCAACAGCAGCACAAGCAGCAACGACGGCAACAGCAACCAGCAUCAUGGAACGCCAAAUUGAUUCAAGUCUGAAGAAUGCCAAGCUGAUUGAGAGCAAACUGCUGCCCGAUUUGGUGGCAAUGCAACGCAAUCAGGAAGAUGACAAGUGGCAGCACAUUUACCGGUUUAUCGACGAUGGCUUUCCAGUUUUAGAGCUAUACGGCUAUAAGACCAAGCCUGAUCUACCCUACACAUUAAUUAUACCCAAAAUCGAUGUGCGCAGCAUUGAGAAGCCGCGCCUGAAGGAGUUCAUGUUGGAGCAUUUGGUGCCGGGUAAAAUCUUUGAUAGCUACAACACCGCAUCGAAUGGCAAGGAAGAGGAGGAGUCAAUUGGUAAUGGGAAUGGACAUAAAAUCGUUUUUCGUAAAUUGGAAAAGUCGCACAACAAUGUUUGGCUACUCAAUGGCCAGCAAAUACUCUACAAGCUGCGUAUCAAUGAACAUUUGAUGGCCAUCGGAAUUGAUGGUUAUUUGGGCGAUAGAAAAUCGCCCUAUUCCAAGCGCAACAUACAGGAAACGAACAAUCGCUACAAUGACCCACAGCCGUUGGAGCAGCCAAACAUUACCAAUGCACAUGCCAAAGUGGAGCCCAUUAUUAAGGAAUCAAAGGCCAGUCCAUUGAUGUCGUUUCUGGCCAACAUGAAGACGGGCACCAAAGUCUUUCAGCAUUUUCUCUCCAAAAGCAAUCUGACACGCAUUAUGGAUGAUAAUGCCUAUACGGUCCUCAUUCCAUCGGACAAUGCCUUUCAACGUUGGCAUCCCAUCGAUUGGGGCUUCUAUCCGUUCAGUGUGCCCGAGUUCACCGAGAGUGUAUUGCGUAAUCACUUCCUGCCCAUGCAGCGCCCGUUGCGCAUCUCCGAUGUUAAGAAUAUGGAUCAAAUGGUCGUCCACACCAUGGGCGGUGAGGAUGUCAUCUUCCAUGGUCAACCCACGCCCACUGUGAACAAUGUGAGCAUUAUGUCGGAAUACACACUCUCCAAUGGCAAUCAGGUGUUCAUCAUCUCCGAGGUUCUAUUUGUCUCCGAGGCUGUGGUUUCCAAAUUGCAUCAGAUGCACAAGGAUAAGGAGACGCCUCCUUUGCUCGCUUUCCCGUGGUUUGGCGCACAAUUUCUAUCGCAUUCAUUUCUGGCCUUGGAGCGAGAUUCACGUUUUACGCAAAUUACAAGAUAUCUAAACAAUGCGGAAAUCGCACCUCAUAUUUCUGGCGCCAAUUACACUUUCUUUGUGCCUGAGGACAAGGCCUUCGAGAAGCUGGGCUUCGACAGGCUCUCCGAUGAUGUUAUGGCAUCGCAGCGCGGAAUUAAAAUGUUAUUGAAUCACUUUGUGCGUGGACGACUUUACAAUCGAGAUCUGCGGGAUAACGAAGUGUAUGAGACAAUUGGCGGGGGACAUGUGAAGAUCACCCGUAAUCCGGGAAGUAAUUACACGAGCGUGAACAAUGCACAGAUUACGGAGAGCGAAGUGUUUGUCUAUAAUCUGGGCACCAUGUACUACAUAGACGAUAUACUUUAUUCGCACAUGCUGCGCGAUCACAUCACCAAAUCGACUAAAACGAGAUCGGAUCGAAAUAAUGGUGAAGCUGGCGGAGGAUCACGCAGCACGAUCCGUCCCAGCGAUGUCGAGAUUGUGCCCAAUGAAUUUGAGAGCGAGCACAAUGGCGGCGAUUAUGCCAUACAUGGCGAUGAUGAUGAUUUCGAGGAUGAGAUUAUAACGCCCAAAGCGUUGCCCGUCCAGAUCUAUGAGUUGCCCAAGUAAAAGCACAUCGAAUCAGAUUGAGAUUGAUAUUGAGAUUGAGAACAGAGAAUGACAGAAUUAGUUUUGUGAGGAACGUUUUUUGGCCGAGCCGUGUGGAGGAAGUUUGAUAAUACAUUAUUGUGUGUGUGUGAGUGUGAGGGAAGACGCGCGCUUAAAGCGUUUUGUAUAGUUCUGAGCUAAUUUUUUAAAGAUUUUUUUAGUUAGAGUUUAGUUUUCUUAAGUUUAGCAUCGAAAUGAGGCGGUGAAACGAAGUAUACUACGAAAACAAGCAGCAACAAGAAACAAAAUAUACAUACAACUCUCUAAUCCUAAACAGAAAACUUAUCAGCAAAUUUUCAAAUGAAGCUUGUAGAAAUAGCGAGAAAUUUAAUAAAAGAAAUACAAGAUAUAAAACACUGAAAAUUUAUGCAAAAUUAAAAAAAACGAAAACAAAUACGUAUAUACUUAUAUAUUAUAUAACAUAUGUAUAUGUAGGAAUACUACGAAGUAUAUGCAAUUAGUCGCUCUUCGGAUCUUUGUGCUUCUUUUGAGUCUAACCAUAGAAAGGGAAUGAGUGUGGGAGAAGGGGACGGGACAGGUAGGGGAAGGGGGAGGGACAUAGGAAGAGCAUAGCGAAAACAUAUCGGCUAUCUAAAAAUUUAAAACAUUAUCUGAGAAAUGAAAAAUGUAGCGCAAGAAAAGCAAAACAAAAGAUACAAUUUUUGGAAUUCAUCGUAGCCAAGCGCAAUAGUUGUGAACAAAAAAAGUAAUAUCUAUCUAUAUAUAUAUAUAUAUUAUAAUAUUAUGACAGAUAUUAUAUACAAUACUUUUUUAGUUUCUAAUUAUGAUAUGAUAAUUAUAUGUAUCUGUAUCUGUGUAUAUGAACAACAACAAGAAGGAAAAGCAAUGAAAAUGAAAAUCAUGCAAUUUUAUAAUAGUUUGUUAAAAUACAAAAAUAAAACCAUAAAAGACAAACAGUCAUUCUGAAUUUUCUCUUUUUUUGAAUUUUUAUUAUGAAUUAGUUAAACGCAAUACAUGUAAGUAUGCUUAAAACUACAGUAUAUCGUAUAUAUUUGUAUAUUUUUGGGAGUAUUGUAUAUGAUUUCUUUUUCUUUGAUUUUUUUGUUGGGUUUUUGUAUAAUUCUUGUAUAUAGCUAUAUGUAUAUAAUAAGUAUGUAUGUCUGUUUUUAUGUAAAUAAUACCUGUUAUACUAAUUGACCUAAACUAGAGUUGCUCUCUUUCAUCUUUUCAGAAUUGCAAAGAAAAACUUAAACAAAGCAGAGUGCACAUAACAAAUGACAAUAUCUCAAGGAAAACACUAACAACUAGUCUCUCAAUAGUGAAAAGUUUUGGAGGGGGCAGUUUAACAAACAGAACUUUAAAUCAAAUAUCAAAUGCGUAUUGCUUAGAUAACUAUUUCUACUACAUAGACUACUCGUCUGGCUUAUACAUAAAAUGUGCAUGAUAUGGCGCAUUUGUAUUGCAUGUUUUAUCCGUCUUCUAUAUGGCCUUUUUACUACUUGAAGUUUUGAAGACAUACAUCUUAGAUUUCUAGUAUUCAAAAUAGUAUUUAUAAUAAUAUUCGAGCUUUGGUGAAUCUCCUCGAAUUACAAUGUAUCAAAUUCUACAAUCAUAUGGGUAAUUCUCUGGCGAAAAUGUCGUGUGCGACACUAUCUAAAAUGAACAAAAACAUUUACCGAAACAUUUUUUAUUUUGAGGCAACACGAAUCUGAUAGCUCUUGAUUAGCACUUUAAUUAGAGCUAAGAAUGAUUUUUGAAUUAUUUUCUGUUUUAAGAUAAUCACAAAAAAUGAAGGAAUUUAUAUA